Messenger RNA from Danaus chrysippus (African queen), 261 nucleotides. The record is from the annotation of a GenBank genome assembly. NCBI's taxonomy places the organism in Eukaryota, Metazoa, Arthropoda, Insecta, Lepidoptera, Nymphalidae.
AUGUCACCAUACCUGAUGGGUCAGUGUUCAAGUGUGAUGAGUGCGGUGUAUCUGUUGCAGCGCGCCCAUACACCUGGUGACCGGCUCCGCGGGCUGCCAGGAGGGACGAGAUCACUUCAAACACGACCCAGCCUCUUGGUCCGCAUUCCGCUCCCAGGACUACGGGUACACGAGACUCAAGGUUUACAACAAAACGCAUGUUCAUAUAGAACAGGUAAAGCACACGGACACUAUAAAGACAAUUUCGUGAAAUUAGCUUAA